This is a messenger RNA of Podarcis muralis (Common wall lizard), 2040 nucleotides long. The record is from RefSeq and is a predicted model, not a curated record. NCBI's taxonomy places the organism in Eukaryota, Metazoa, Chordata, Lepidosauria, Squamata, Lacertidae.
UCGCUGCUCUCCCCCGCCCAUCCGCGCGACAGUUGUAGCUGCGUCUGGACGCGCGCGCUCGUCCGCGCCGCCGAGAUGCCUGCGGCCCGGCCCCCUCUCCGCCGAGCGCAAUGAGCUGCCCUACCGGCCCUCCCCGCCCCGAAGAGGUCGGCGGCCUGGCGAUGGUGCUGAGCGCGCUGGGUCCCGGAGCCGCGCGGGUCCUGUUCUACCCGACCUUGCUGUACACGCUGGUGCGGGAGUGGCUGCCCGGCUCUCAGCGGCCCUGGUUUAGCCGCGUCGACCGCUCCGUGCUGCUGGGGGCGCUGCCUCUGCGGGGACGCAGCCGCCAGUUGGUAGAGGAGCAGAAUGUCCGAGGAGUGGUCACCAUGAACGAAGAGUAUGAGACUCGCUUCCUGUGUUAUUCCUCUGAGGAAUGGGCAGAAAUGGGUGUAGAACAGUUGCGCCUUAGUACUGUUGAUUUGACUGGCGUCCCAUCAUUGGAAAACCUGCAUAAAGGUGUUGAGUUUGUGAUGAAGCAUCGUGCAUCAGGGAACUCAGUAUAUGUGCACUGCAAAGCUGGCCGCUUUCGCAGUGCCACUAUGGUUGCUGCAUAUUUAAUUCAGCUAGCUGUUGUACCUUCUGGAACUGAAAGGGCAGGGCUGAUUCUGCCUAGUGGAUCGAGUAGGAGAAGCAACCCACCAGUGGAUCCUCCUCCACCCCCUGUUGAAAAUGAACUUACAAUUCUAUUAUGACAUCAGACUAAUUGCCACUGCUUACAUCACUCUAGUGUCAAGAGCAGCCCAUGUUUCUAACUAUGGAAACCUUUCUACAUUGAUUACAGUUAAGGGAGGCAGGCUGAAACACUGAGUAGACUGCUUUGUCAUGUACCUUUAAACUUGAUCGCAGUAUCUCUGAGAAACCUGCACGCUCUUCUUUAUUGAAGCCAAUCCAGGUUUCUAUGGCAGCUGCUGGAUUCUGUGAACAUGGAACCCCAUCUGUAUGGUUGCAGAUUAAAAAAAAAUGUUUAAAGUAUACAAUUUUCAUGGCAUGGGCAUAGCAAGUACAGUAUUCCCUUUCCCCCCAACACAUACCAGGUUUAGCUGGUAUAAACAAGAGCAGGAGCCAUUGCAUGUUAGCAUUCCUAUUCUACAGAAGCAGCAAAAAUAUUUCCUGCCCAAGGCUAUCGACUUAAUGAAUUUGUUAUCUGGUAACCAUAGCCUCAAGAUUAUUAACAGGACCAGACUACAUUCUCUGCUUGCCACAGUUAAACAGUUAGGCCUUCAUUUUGUCCUGCUUAAUUUUUGAUUUAUUUUUUAAAAAAUAUUUUGUCAUAUGUCUCACAAAGAACGACAUUUAAGAAGUGAUGCUGCAACAGACAUGAAUUUUGUUGUCAUUUUAGAAAAGCUAUUCACCAGAACAUUUAGUAUAUUUUUUGGUGACAGUAUUGCGUACAAAGAAACUUUUAACCACGUCACAAAUCCUGACAUGUUUUAAGUUACUGCAUUGCAUUGCAUUGGAAAUAAUUUUAAAUAUUCCGUGCUUUCAGUACAAUGAUGUAAGUCCAGUCAAAUACAGUUCCAUUGCCUGAUUCAAUUAAGUACUCCGCUUCCUGCUCUUCAGGAUAGCAGGCCUUUGCUUCUGUGGGAAAGCUGGUUCUUGGUUAAUCCCAUUACUAGUAAUAAGAUCAGUGGCUGUAGAAACCAGCAGAAGUUAAUAGGGAUUUCAGUUGAAAAAGUGGGUCAGUAGACCAAACAACAGAUAAAUCUUAAACUUUAUUCAGUAUUAAUGCUGGCCAUUAAGCUUGCUUUUUUCUGAGUUUCCUCUAGCUCUGAGUUCUGGCAUUAGCUGUUGCUUAAAGAGAAACUACAUACAUCAUGCGCCAUCCUGGGCUUUUUUGGGAGGAAGGAUGGGAUAUAAAUUGAAUAAAUAAAUAUUUAAGACUAAGCAAUGUAUUGUCUCAGUUUAAAUUUUUAAUAAACUUUGUAAUAUAACUAUCAUGUUACAAAUCAUAACUAAUUAUGACCCUUGUAACUGAGUAUUAAAAACUACCUGGAGUACAUA